CAGAGUUAUUUUCUGUAACUCUAUAUUUCCCAUGAAGGAAAUUUUUGUUUAUACUAGUGGGUGCGUGGGUUUCAGUUAUUCUAACACAGUGCAACUUUGUGGGUAACUGCAUUAUUCCUCAUUGCCACCCUUUGGACCAACCAUGCCAUCCCCUACAUCUAGUAAUCCUGAUGAGCAAAGACGAGGUGACAAUACAACUCAGCAUUCAACAAUGCCACCAUCCGGACCAAGUACCCCCUACCCACAUUGCGCAACUGAAAUGAAUGUUGGAGAAACUGAAACGGACAUAAAUAUAUCACCAGAUGCGGAGGGGAUGAAUGAUCUAUCUUGCAAUGAUGAUGAUAAAGAUGACCCUCCAACAGCUGGUAUGAAAUUUCCAAACGAAAAAGAGGUUUUGCUGUAUUACAAACGAUAUGCCAAACAAGAGGGUUUUGGUGUUAUUAUCAAACGGACAAAGAGAGAUCUAGAUGGGAAUGCCAAGUAUGUGACGAUUGGAUGUGCACGUGGGGGAAGGUAUUAUCCUAGCUAUAGUAAUUUAGCUAAGCCCCGACCAACGACAAAAACCGAUUGUAAGGCAAAAGUAAAUGCUCGGUUUGUGAAUGGGGAAUGGGUGUUGACCACUGUAGAGCUGCUUCACAACCAUAGUACUGUUAGCCCAAAGAAAUCUAGAUUCUUUAGAUCUCACAAAGUUUUAGAUGAAUACAGUCAGAGGAUGCUCGAUUUGAAUGGCAGAGCGGGUAUUCGGAUGAAUAAAAAUUUCCAAGCACUUGUGAAUGAAGCUGGGGGGUUUGAGAAUUUGGAGUUCCAGGAAAAAGAUUGCAGGAAUUAUAUCGACAAAGCCAGAUAUUUAAGAAUGGGUAAAGGGGGUGGUGAAGCCCUAAAUGACUACUUUAAGAGAAUGAGGAAAAUGAAUGAUGGGUUUGUGUCCGUGAUGGAUGUGGAUGAUGAGUUUAGAGUGAGAAAUGUGUUUUGGGCUGACACACGAAGUCGAGCAGUAUACCAGGUUUUUGGGGAUGUUAUAACUUUCGAUACAACGUACCUAACAAAUAGAUACAGAAUGCCGUUCGCUCCCUUUGUUGGUGUCAACCAUCAUGGACAGUCCAUACUCCUAGGGGCAGGGUUAAUUUCAAGCGAGGAUACAAGUACGUUUGUUUGGUUGUUUGAAGCAUGGCUAGAAUGCAUGAAUGGACGGGCACCCCGAGCCAUCAUAACAGACCAAGACCGGGCAAUGAAGAAUGCCAUUGGCAUUGUAUUCCUGCAAACAAGGCAUAGAUACUGUCUCUGGCAUAUAAUGCGAAAAUUGCCAAAGAAAUUGGGAUCCCACUGUGAUUACGACACAGGGUUGAAGGCUGCGAUUCUGAAUGCAGUCUAUGAUACACAGACUUGUGAUGAAUUUGAGCAGAAGUGGCAGCAACUAAUACAAUAGUAUGGCCUAAUGGGAAAUGCAUGGUUGGAGGGGUUGUACACAGAGAGGUCUUUUUGGGUACCGAUUUUUCUGAAAGGUGUAUUUUGGGCUGGUAUGAGCACUACCCAGCGGUCUGAAAGCAUGAACGCCUUCUUCAACGGAUAUGUACAUUCCGGCACGACGUUAAAAGAAUUUGUCGAUCAAUAUGACAAUGUUCUGUUAUUGUUCCUUGAUCUAAGUUUUUCUUUGCGUGCUAAUUUGGACUUGUUGGUCAUUUAUUGCAGUUUUUGGAAAUGGGUCGCUUUUUGAUCC
This is a messenger RNA of Carya illinoinensis, 1717 nucleotides long. RefSeq names its product protein FAR-RED IMPAIRED RESPONSE 1-like. The record is from RefSeq and is a predicted model, not a curated record. The coding region runs from base 143 to 1426 and encodes 427 amino acids. Lineage: Eukaryota; Viridiplantae; Streptophyta; Magnoliopsida; Fagales; Juglandaceae. The transcript has 3 exons.